AGUUGUGAGUUAUUUUUUCUUCCGGAUGGAUUGCAUUCAGUCGUCUCACUUUGAUUGGGCCGGCAGGAAGGAAGGGAUACAACAAUUCAGAUAGCAGCAGAAGCAGUGGUCAACUUGGAAAUUUUGAAAUGAAGCUCAUUGCGUUGAUAGCAUUGGGCUUGACACUGGUGGGGACCACUCCCGGCGUUACAGUUGGACAAAGAGAACCUCUGACAAAACAGUGGCAAACGGUACAAAAUACAUUUGCAAAUGCACUCCAAGGUUUGUUGAAGGUGUUACCGGGAGCGCCUGGGUCUGAGGUGCCGUCCAGCGGGUAUACUGUUGGGAAUGGUGGUGGUGGUGGUGGGUCAAGACCUUCGGCUAAUUAUGGGGCGCCUUCGUCCGGUGGAUAUAGCGGUGGGGGUGGCAGCUCAGCUCCGUCAGGCGGAUAUGGGGCACCUUCUUCUGGGGGAGGUGGCGCUGGUGGCUAUAGAAAACCUAGCGCAUUAGUCAGCAUUCAAAAAGCGAUUAAUUCGCAUAAUUUGUAUCUUCCUGGGGAAUCGUCUUCAGGGGGAGGCUACUCAUCUGGAUCUUCUGGUGGGGGUGGGGGCUACUCGUCUGGAUCUUCUGGGGGAGGCUACUCAUCUGGAUCAUCUUCGGGGUCAUCGUCGGGAGGCUACUCGUCUGGGUCAUCCACUGGAGGUUAUUCUUCUGGAUCUUCUGCUGGGGGUGGCGGCUACUCCUCUGGGUCAUCUUCGGGAGGCUACUCAUCUGGUUCAACUGGGGGUUAUUCUGGCGGAGCUCGUGGGUCUCAAAGUGAAUCACCAGAGGUUGGUCUUCUUCCACAAAUUGUCGACAUUUUAGAAGGGUCACAAGGAGCAGGAGCCGGAGCAUAUUCGCACAAUCUGGGAAAACGACCCGACUUUACGCCAAAUGUUGACGUUAUCCCUGCCGUAGAUUUAAAUUUUGGCAACGGUGGUGGGUAUUCAGCACCGGCGGUCAGUGGAGGUGGAAGUGGUGGAUAUUCAUCAGGACCAGCGGGUGGAAGUGGAGGAUAUGCAGCACCAGCAGUCGCAAGUGGAGGGUACUCAAGUCCACCUAAACCUCAAGAAGACCCUCUCGGAUCUUAUGGCCCACCAUCCUCCGCAUAUUCAGGGUCAUCUUCCUCUUCCUCCUCUGGAUUUGGAGACUCUGUUGCUUACACAAAUCCCCCUUCUGGCGGUUACUCUAGUUCUUUCGCCUCUGGCGAACCUCAGUACGGAAUACCCCCAGUGGGCAGUCAAGUCCCUCAGGGCGGAUAUGGCGUCCCUUCCCCGCAAAAUCCCCCACAAUACGGCCCUCCCUCCCAAGGCGACGGAGGCGACGCAUUAGGCAGCGGUGGCUACGAUUCCGGUCCAUCCAAUGGCUUCGGUGGUGGUGGUCAAAUUCCACAGCCACCUCAACCCCCACGACAAAUCUUUGUCGACACCGUGGAAGGCCUUCCAGGUCCCCCACUCGGUGGAAACACUCAAGUCCAACCCCAACAAGAACCCGAGCAUCACAACAUCAUCUUCGUCAAGGCCCCCAUCCCUCCACAAAUCCAAACCGAGGUCAUCCUUCCCCCUCAGCCUCAAUCAGAAACCAAGGUUUACGUCCUGACCAAACAGGUCGACGCUGACGAUAACGACAUUCGCAUCAUUUCCCCACCACCAACGAAACCCCCAAAACCGGAAGUUUUCUUCAUCCGUUACGCCGCAAAUGCUCCUAAAGAGCCGACAUUUAACCAGUUCAAUCGAGCCAUGGAAGAUAUCCCCCCACUUCCACAAAACUUUGAUGUCUACGCUCCACAAAUGAGUGGUGGCUAUAACGUCAAAAAGAGAGAGGUUUCAGCCCCAGUCACGAAACCAAAGACGAUUUACACCCUUCGAAUCCUCCCUUCCAUACAACCAGAAGAGGAACAGGACGUUUAAUAAUUAGCAGAAAAUAAUUUACCAAUCAGGGUUUCACAGUAUACAUUAGCUAGUUAUUUUUGUUACUUAAUUAGUAAGCGUGCAAUAAUGAUACUUGUUUUAUAAUAGCUUUCAUGAUUUACAAUAUUUUUAUCGAAUACGCUUGUACAUUUUUACACUUUUUUUAUAAUAAAAGCUGUUUUUAAAUAUGUA
Molecule: messenger RNA, 2120 nt
Organism: Folsomia candida
Lineage: Eukaryota; Metazoa; Arthropoda; Collembola; Entomobryomorpha; Isotomidae
Product: loricrin
Exons: 3
Coding region: 129-1928 (599 amino acids)
Source: RefSeq, a predicted model, not a curated record